Sycon ciliatum is the source of this 1137-nucleotide messenger RNA. RefSeq lists its product as uncharacterized. The record is from RefSeq and is a predicted model, not a curated record. The coding region runs from base 1 to 1137 and encodes 378 amino acids. The transcript has 3 exons. Lineage: Eukaryota; Metazoa; Porifera; Calcarea; Leucosolenida; Sycettidae.
AUGGGGAGUGUUUGUGAUGAUGAGAUCGAGAAGGGACGGGGAGGACCGGCCUGUUGCCCGGUGACCAAUAUUUCUAUUGUCCUGGAGCGUAUACUCAACCAAUGCCUGAAGUAUGUCCCAGCACAUCUGAAAAACACGCUGGAAGCACUGGAGGAUAUCCGGCAAGUGUAUCCCGACCUACAAGCCCCAGCGGGGACCAUCAUCGUUACGAUGGACGUGGUCGCUCUUUACCCAAGUAUCCCUAUCGCUGAAGGGGUGCAGGCGGUUGCUAGAGUCCUGCAGCAGCACAUCGAGUCUGUUGACACAUUUGGUUUAAGCGUGGAGCAGAUCGAAGAGCUGUUAACCUUCGUUCUAAGAUCCAAUUAUUUCAGAUUUGGUGAGAAGGUCUACCACCAGAGGGAAGGCAUCGCCAUGGGUAACAACCUAGCGCCCCCGUUUGCGAUUAUCUUCAUGCAUGACCUCGAAACCUCGCUGUUGCUAAACUCGCCUGGUGCUCCCGUACUCUACAAGCGUUAUAUUGAUGACAUCAUUAUGCUGUGGACACUGGGGGCCGCGCUUCUCCGCCAGCUGAUUGCGUUCUUCAAUACCGCCAAUGCGAGCAUCAAGUUCACGUAUCAAUCUUCGGAGGAAACUGGGUCGGUUGACUUUAUGGACACGACUAUUCAUGUCUCCUCCGAGGGCGCAAUAUCAUUCGAGCUGUUCCGCAAAGCUUGCCACAGUGGCCUCGUCUCAGACUUCAACUCCUGCGUUCCGCAACAGCAAAAACUCGCCAUCGCGUCUUCGGAAUUCCUCCGCGCGGCCCGCCUUUCCUCUGAUCCUGCAGCCCGCCAGCGAAGUGAGCAAAAGGUUAUUGACACAUUAAAAUUCAACAACUUUCCUGACAAAGUGAUCGCGACUGCUCAGGAACGAGCCAGACGACCUGCUAAACAGAAGAAAGACUAUCGAUCCACGUUGAAGUUACCAUUCAAAACGGAUGCCAUCCACUACAGGGUCCACCGUCUUCUAAACAAAUACAAUCUAAAUGUACAGAUAAUCUACAAGAAUGCAAGGCUUUCCAACAGCGUCACUAAGUCCAGCCUCACUGGACCUUGCUGCCUUCCACGAGUUGACCGCUUAGAGGUGGGCAAAGGGAAAUGA